UGAAAAAAAAAAAGCAGCAGCUUCCAAGAAAAGUCAGAAAACAGAGAGACAAAGAAAGCCCUAAUUUUCUAUAAAAGACCUCGUCUUCCUAUUGAAAAACCUUCCUUCUUCCCUCUUUGUCUUUCUCUCUCAUCGAUUUCUCAUAUUUCAUUCAAUUCCCCCAAAAUCCCCUUUUCAAUUUGAUUGUAGUUUCGUCAAUUUCAGAUCUAGGGUUUUAUUCAUAUAUGUAUAUGAAUUGAAAUUCAAUUUCAAUGUAUAUAGAGCCUAUAUGAGCUUACAAAUCCAGAUGCGGAGGAUUCGAAUUCUCCACUCAUUUUCCGUUGUUUUUCUCUACUGGUUUUACGUUUUCUCAUGAAUUAAUCGUUUCAAGUUUCAUAGAUUUAGGAUAUCCUAGAUUAAAUUUCAAUUUCAAUCAAAACCCUAACCCUAAUUUCCGAUAUUCAACCCCCCAAAAAACAAAAAAAAACCCUAGAUUUUUGCGAAGAAAGUAACUAAAUUCCGGCUGUAGGAGAGAGAAAAUCUCUGAUUACAAUGCAGCAACCGCAGCAGUUGAGUUCCGGGUCGGAUUCUGACCCGAAGUAUGCAAACAUGGAUGAAAGGAAGCGAAAGCGGAUGAUUUCUAACCGUGAAUCUGCGCGUAGGUCGAGAAUGAAGAAGCAACAACACAUGGAUGAGAUGUUGAAGGAAGUGAAUGAAUUGAAAUCUCAGAAUUCUGGGUUAUCUCAGAAGACUGAUGUUGUUUCACAGUUAUAUAUCGGUGUCGAAUCCGAAAACAAUGUGUUAAGAGCUCAGGUUAUUGAGUUAACUGAUAGAUUGAGGUCUCUGAAUUCUGUGCUUCAGUUUAUGCAGGAUGCUAGUGGGUUUGCUAUGGAUAUCCCUGAAAUCCCUGAUAAUUUGCUUGAGCCAUGGCAGCUUCCUUGCCCCGUUCAGGCGAUUUCGAAUGUUUUUCAAUGCUGAAGAUUAACAGUGAAUGGUGGAAGUGAUCAAUGGAUUGAUUGAUUGAUUGGCCUGUUUUUUUUGAUGAUGAAAGGUAUCAUCUUGAAUGUUUGGUAAAGAUCAUUGGUGUCAAAUAUUGGACAAUGUCAUGGUGAAAGAUGAUUGUUGCUGUUAUAUAUGGAUGAAUUGUCUGUGUUUUUUGAUUGUGAAGAUGAUGUUGAGUCUUUGUUAGUGUGUUUUUUAGGCUUUGUUGUUAUUGAAUUACAAUGUGUUUGAUGUCUUUUUUUGUUUUUUGAUUCCAAUCUAUUGGCAUUAGGGUGUUUGUGUUGGAAUAAUAAUGUUACCCAUGUAAUACAUUUGCCUUUCUUUUAUGUUAAAUUUGGUAAUUUGAUAUGUUAUGGAGAAUUAUAUUUGCAAGA
Molecule: messenger RNA, 1355 nt
Organism: Beta vulgaris subsp. vulgaris (sugar beet)
Lineage: Eukaryota; Viridiplantae; Streptophyta; Magnoliopsida; Caryophyllales; Amaranthaceae
Product: bZIP transcription factor 53
Exons: 1
Coding region: 532-957 (141 amino acids)
Biological process (GO): positive regulation of DNA-templated transcription
Cellular component (GO): nucleus
Molecular function (GO): DNA-binding transcription factor activity; transcription cis-regulatory region binding
Source: RefSeq, a predicted model, not a curated record